AUGACGAACAUAAUCAGUUACUGCAUCUUCCGUCAUAAUGCCUUUCGAUUUCAGCUGUCGAAAAUUUCUGGUAAGGCUCUAUUCUCCUCUUCUGCUCGUUUCACUAGCGUCGAUGAUGCCCUAGAUUCAUUUAAUAGUAUGCUCCACGCGAAUCCCAUGCCCUCCAUUGUGAAAUUCGGUCAAUUAUUGACUGCCCUUGUGAAACUGAAAGCCCCUGAGGUUGCGCUUUCCGUGGCCGAACGAAUGGAUUUGGCUGGCAUUCCCUGCAACGAUUACAUACUUAACAUGUUGAUCCAUAGCUACUGCAAAUUGGGUCGCGUGGAUUUCGGGUUUUCGAUCUUAGGCAAAGCUUUUAAACUCGGACUUCAACCAGAUGUGAUUGCUUUCAAUACUCUGAUUGAUGGGCUCUCCAAAAGUGGGAGAAUUCCUGAGGCAGUGGAGUUGUUUAAUAAGAUGGUGGCUUUAGGAUAUAAGCGGGAUGUGGUCACUUAUAACGCGAUUGUAAAUGGGCUGUGCAAGAUGGAAAAAACAGAUGCAGGUCUUAGUUUGCUCAGACAAAUGGAAGCUUUGGGUUGUUGCCCUAGUGUUGCUACAUAUAACACUGUCAUGGAUGCCCUAUGCAAGAAUGGUUUGAUGUCAAAAGCUCUGGAUGUCUUUUCUGAGCUAAAGAAUAAAGGAGUUUCACCAGAUGUUUUCAGCUACAAUUCCUUAAUUCACGGCUUAUGCAUCUCAAGCCAGAGGGCUGAAGCUUUGAGGAUGUUGAUUGAAAUGAUAGAUAGUGACAUCAUGCCUGAUGUAUUCACCUUUAGCAUAUUGGUUGAUGAUUUCUGCAAAAACGGGAUGAUUUUGCAAGCUAAAGCUGUGGUCAACAUGAUGAUUCAGAGAGGAGUACAUCCAAACAUUGCUACGUACAACUCAUUGCUUGAUGGAUAUUGUUUGAGAAGUGAAGUUGGCAACGCUAAAAGGUUAUUUGACUUGAUGUCCAGCCUGGGAUGCAAGCCUAAUGUUCGUACUUACAGCAUCAUGAUCAAUGGAUAUUGUAAAGAUAAAAGGAUCUCUGAAGCCAAACAGUUAUUUUCUGAUAUGCUUGAGAAGGGUUUGACUCCAAAUAAUAUUACAUUUAAUACUCUUAUUGAAGGAUUCUGCCUUGUGGAAAGGCAUCAAGAAGCACAUGAACUUCUCACGAAAAUGGUUGAUCAGGGUCAAGUGCCAGAUGUUGUGACAUAUAGCAUUUUGCUGUCUAACAUGUGCAAACGAGGUAAGCUAGAUGAGGCGUUGACUAUGUUCGAAUCAAUAAAAAAUAGCAAGUUAAAGCCGGAUGUUCGGAUGUAUAAUAUCUUGAUCGAUAGCCUGUUCAAAACUGUGAAGCGUGGGGAGGAAGCAUGGGCUUUGUUUACUAUCCUCCGCGAAGAUAAGUUCUUACAACCUAAUGUGUACACAUAUAACGUGGUAAUUGGUGGGCUCUGUGGACAAGGUUUGGUCGAUAAAGCUUAUGAUUUAUUUAGAACAAUGGAGGCGAGUGGUUGCGCACCGAAUUCCCGCUCUUAUAAUGCAAUCAUCGCUGGAUUUCUUCAGCACAAAGAUCCACUUGACGCAGUGGAACUCAUUCAAGAAAUGAUUUCUAAGGGUUUCUCCUCUGAUGCUACCACGAUGUCCUUGAUCGUAGGUUUGGAUAAUCCAUAUCUUGCAAAACUUUUAGAUUCCUCAGAUUUGGGUGACGAGGAGAAGCGGCUAAAGGGUUUAUCAACAGAUACAACUCAAGGAGGAUCAUGUGGUACCCAAAAACCUAUUGAAAGUCAUUUUAACCAGGAUGAGCAAGUUACCGCUGGUUGCAGAGGCAUGCAGUGA
Molecule: messenger RNA, 1848 nt
Organism: Linum tenue
Lineage: Eukaryota; Viridiplantae; Streptophyta; Magnoliopsida; Malpighiales; Linaceae
Source: the annotation of a GenBank genome assembly